Sinocyclocheilus anshuiensis is the source of this 439-nucleotide messenger RNA. RefSeq names its product pre-mRNA-processing factor 17-like. Gene Ontology annotation, molecular function: mRNA binding; protein binding. The annotation marks the transcript as partial. NCBI's taxonomy places the organism in Eukaryota, Metazoa, Chordata, Actinopteri, Cypriniformes, Cyprinidae. The transcript has 3 exons. The record is from RefSeq and is a predicted model, not a curated record. Gene Ontology annotation, biological process: mRNA splicing, via spliceosome. Gene Ontology annotation, cellular component: catalytic step 2 spliceosome.
CAUAAGAGACUUCUUUCAGAAACACUGAGAACAUCGUGUGAACGUUAGUGUUAAUGCGUGUCUGACUGAUGUCUGGUGUCUCUGUAGGUCACAGUAAAGCCGUGCGUGACGUUUGCUUCAAUAACUCCGGCACACGGUUCCUGAGCGCCGCCUACGACCGAUAUCUCAAACUCUGGGACUCCGAGACGGGUCAGUGCAUCGCCCGCUUCACCAACAGGAAGGUUCCCUACUGCGUCAAGUUCAACCCAGACGAGGACAAACAACAGCUGUUUGUAGCCGGGAUGUCCGACAAGAAGAUCGUCCAGUGGGACAUCCGCUCCGGCGAGGUCGUUCAGGAGUACGACAGACACCUCGGCGCCGUCAACACCAUCACCUUCGUGGACGAGAACCGGCGCUUCGUCAGCACCUCCGACGACAAGAGCCUGCGCGUCUGGGAGUG